GUUCACGGACUCGCUAUGAUUGUGGAAUUAAUAAUAGUUAUAUUUACCUGUCUUUUAGUCUUGGACUAUUUCAAUAAAAAACAUCGUGAGGAGUUAUUGAGGAAUGCAGGCAUUAGGGGACCCAAGACAGUGCCUUUAGUGGGUAAUGCUUUAUUGGCCAUUGGCAAUAGUACUUCGCAGGUUUUUGACUUUUUAAAGCAGCUGACAGAUGAAUAUGGCAAAGUGGCACGCAUGUGGUUUUUUGGCGAAUGUGUGCUGAUGGUGCAAGAUGCUAAAUAUUUCGAAAGUAUACUGAGCAGCCAGCAAGUUAUAAGGAAAAAUGCUUUGUAUGAUCUCUUAACCUGCUGGCUGGGCGAUGGUUUGCUUUUAAGCAGCGGUUCCAAAUGGCAUGGACGUCGUAAGAUUAUUACACCUACCUAUCAUUUCAAAAUUCUGGAACAAUUUGUGGAAAUUUUCGAUCAGCAAAGUUUUGUUAUGGUGGAGAGAUUGCAGCAGCAGGCAGAUGGUAAAACGGCAUUAAAUAUGUUCCCCAUUGUGUGUUUGACAGCCUUGGAUAUUAUAGCCGAAACAGCCAUGGGUGUUAAGAUUAAUGCUCAAAAGAAUCCAAAUUUCCCCUAUGCCAAAGCGGUGACAGAUGUUGCUGAUAUUAUUGCUACGCGUUUCAUGAUACCAGCUCAACGUUUUGAGACGCUUUUUAGAUUGUUGAACUACAGAAAAUACCGCCAGAUGAAGGAGAGCAUUGAAAUUAUGCACAAUUUUACGGAUAAGGUUAUUACAGAGAGACGUGAGGCUUUGGAGAAAUCUAUUGCAGAUGGCACUUUUGUGGCAAUGAACAAUGAAUGCAAUGACUUGGGUGUUAAGAAACGCAUGGCUUUCCUAGAUGUAUUGCUGCAGUCCACAGUUGCCGGUAAGCCCUUAACCAAUGAAGAUAUACGUGAAGAAGUCGAUACCUUUAUGUUUGAAGGUCAUGAUACCACCACCAGUGGUAUAUCACAUACUCUCUACCUAUUGGCUCGUCAUCCACAGGUGCAGCAAAAAGUUUUUGAAGAAAUCCAACAAGUUAUAGGAAAUGAUAAAGAUAAAGCGAUAACCAUGAGAGAAUUGCAAGAUUUAAAAUAUCUAGAUGUUGUUAUUAAGGAGAGUCUACGUAUGUAUCCACCAGUGCCCAUGAUUGGGCGUAUUACAGAACAAGAUGUGGAAAUGGAUGGCAAAAUUAUACCCGCCAAUGUUAAUAUUACUCUGCUUAUUUAUGCCGCUUGCCGUGAUCCUGAGUAUUUCCCUAAUCCCAAUGAUUUUAUACCCGAACGUUUUACCAACGACAGCUUGGAUCAUGUUAAUCCUUUCGCCUAUGUACCCUUCUCGGCUGGUCCACGCAAUUGUAUUGGCCAAAAGUUUGCCGUUUUGGAAAUGAAGAGCACUAUUAGUAAAAUGAUUAGACAUUUUGAAUUGUUGCCCUUGGGUGAGGAUGUGGUGCCGGUAAUGAAUUUGAUUUUACGUUCGGCCACGGGUAUUAAUUUGGGUUUAAAGCCUAGAGUUUAUUAAGAAGAGAAGAUUUUAACGUUUUAGUAUUAUUGUGUAAUUGUUUUAUAUUUUUGUAAUAAACACUCAAAUGACUUUAGCUUCUUUGUAA
This is a messenger RNA of Calliphora vicina (urban bluebottle blowfly), 1630 nucleotides long. Its product is annotated as probable cytochrome P450 4d14. The transcript is spliced from 5 exons. Lineage: Eukaryota; Metazoa; Arthropoda; Insecta; Diptera; Calliphoridae. The coding region runs from base 16 to 1542 and encodes 508 amino acids. Gene Ontology annotation, molecular function: iron ion binding; monooxygenase activity; heme binding. The record is from RefSeq and is a predicted model, not a curated record.